AUGACUAUUCCAGAGACUCCCAUCUUUAAUCAACUAAGAAAGAUCUUGGAUGAGAGAAUUAUGAUAUUGGAUGGUGCCAUGGGUACUGAAAUCCAAAAGUAUAAAUUAAAGGAUGCUGAUUAUCGUGGAGAAGAGUUUAAAGAUUUUCCUCAUGAAUUGGGUGGAAACAAUGAUUUACUUGUCCUUACCAGACCACAUAUUAUUAAAGAAAUUCAUCUUAAAUAUUUACUUGCAGGAGCAGAUAUUAUAGAAACCAAUACAUUUAAUGGAAAUAUAUUUUCACAAGCCGAUUACAAGAUGGAACAUUUGGUAAAGAGAUUAAAUAUAGAAGCUGCUAAAUUGGCAAAAGAUGCAUGCAUAGAGGUGAUGGCACAAGAUCCAACACGUCAGUGUUAUGUUGCCGGUGCAGUUGGUCCAACCAACAAGACUGCAUCCAUCUCACCAUCGGUCGAGCGUCCAGAAGCACGUAACGUCAAGUUUGACGAGUUGGUCGACGGCUACUACGAGCAAGUUGAAGCAUUGGUAGAGGGAGGUAUCGAUAUCAUCCUCGUCGAGACUGUGUUUGAUUCGCUCAAUUGCAAGGCUGCCCUUUUCGCAAUUGAAAACUACUUUGUCAAGCACAACACGGUGUUGCCAGUGUUUGUGAGUGGUACCAUUGUCGACAAGAGUGGUCGUACCUUGUCGGGACAGACAGGCGAGGCCUUUUUCACAUCGGUGCAACAUGCACGUCCCAUGGUGUUUGGUUUGAACUGUGCACUCGGUGCUACCGAGAUGCGUCCGUUCCUUGCCAACGUUAGCAAGUGUUCAGACUGCUAUGUGUCGUGUUACCCCAAUGCAGGUCUGCCCAACACAUUCGGAGGGUACGAUGAGACCCCUGAAAUGAUGGCUGGCAAGAUCCUCGAGUUUGCACAGUCGGGAUUCUUGAACAUUGUCGGUGGGUGCUGCGGUACCUCGCCCGACCACAUCCGCGCGUUUGUCGAAGCGACCAGAGGCGUGCAGCCACGUCGUAUCCCCACGAUCGCACCCUACACCACCGUGUCGGGUCUCGAGCCACUCGCCUUCACCCCGCAACUCAACUUUGUCAACGUCGGUGAGCGUUGCAAUGUGUCGGGGUCGCGUCGUUUUGCCAACCUCAUCAAGGCAAACAAGUACGAGGAGGCCAUCUCGGUCGCACGUCAACAGGUCGAGGCCGGAGCCCAAAUCAUCGAUAUCAACAUGGACGAAGGUAAAUGUAUCGUCAACUCGAUCUCGCUCAAGGUUGGCGAGGAGCUCUUUAUCGAGCAGGCGCGUAUCUGCCACCAGUACGGUGCGGCCGUCGUCGUCAUGGCCUUUGAUGAAAACGGACAGGCUGUCGACAAGAACGACAAGGUGCGUAUCUGCUACCGUUCCUACAAGAUCCUCACAGAGGUUGUCGGAUUCAAGCCACAAGACAUUAUCUUUGAUCCAAAUAUUUUGACCAUUGCAACGGGUCUCGAGGAGCACAACAACUAUGCCGUCGAGUUUAUCGAAGCCACCCGCGAGAUUAAGCAGUUGAUGCCACUCACCAAGGUGUCCGGUGGUGUGUCCAACUUGUCAUUCUCGUUCCGUGGCAACGAGCCAUUGCGUGAGGCCAUGCACAGUGCCUUUUUGUUCCACGCUAUCCGUGCCGGUAUGGACAUGGGUAUCGUCAACGCCGGUGCCCUACCCAUCUACGACGACAUUGACAAGGACCUCUUGUUGAUGUGCGAGGAUGCCAUUUUGAACCGCUCCAACGACUCAACCGAGCGUCUGCUCGAGUAUGCCCAGCGCAGCAAGGGGUCAGAGGGUGCCGGCAAGGCGGCCGAGGUCGAAGAGUGGCGUACCAAGCCCGUGCAAGAGCGUAUCUCGCACGCACUCGUCAAGGGUAUCACAUCGCACAUUAUCGAGGAUACCGAGGAGGCCCGUCUCACCAUGCCAUCGGCAUUGCGUGUCAUUGAAGGCCCAUUGAUGUCGGGUAUGGAUGUCGUCGGCGACUUGUUUGGUGCCGGCAAGAUGUUCUUGCCGCAAGUCAUCAAGAGUGCGCGUGUCAUGAAAAAGGCCGUCGCUCAUCUCAUCCCCUUUAUGGAGGAGGAGAAGUUGGCCAAGCGCGCCCGUGGAGAGGUUGCAGAAGACCAGGAGAACGCCGGUGUCGUCGUGUUGGCCACCGUCAAGGGUGACGUGCACGAUAUCGGUAAGAAUAUCGUCGGUGUCGUCUUGGGAUGCAACAAUUACAAGGUGAUUGAUCUCGGUGUCAUGACACCAUGCGAAAAGAUCUUGCAACAAGCUAUCGAGCAAAAGGCCGAUAUCAUUGGUUUGUCGGGACUCAUUACACCAUCGCUCGACGAGAUGAUCUAUGUUGCCUCUGAGAUGCAACGUGCAGGUUUCAAGGUGCCAUUGAUGAUUGGUGGUGCUACGACAUCGCAGAUCCACACGGCCGUCAAGAUCUCACCUCACUAUAGAGAGCCCGUCGUGCACGUGUUGGAUGCCUCGCGUUCUGUCACGGUCGUCAGCUCACUGCUCGACAAGAACAACAAGGAAGCAUUCUUUGAAGACAUCCAACACCAGUACUCUGAGCUCCGUGAGAAGCAUUAUGCAUCACUCAAGGACCGUAACUACAUGUCGCUCGAAAAGGCACGUGCACUCGCCCCCAAGACCAACUGGAACACGGUUGAAAUCACUCGUCCCACCUUUAUUGGCAAGCAAGUGUUUGCCGAGUACCCCCUCGAGCAGCUCAUCCCCAAGAUUGACUGGAACCCAUUCUUUGCCACCUGGCAGUUGCGUGGCAAGUACCCCAACCGUGGGUACCCACGUAUCUUUAACGACGCCACUGUCGGUGCCGAGGCCAAGAAGCUCUUUGACGACGCCCAAGCCAUGCUCAAGCUCAUCGUCGACAAGAAACUCCUCAACGCACGUGGUGUCAUUGGGUUCUACCCCGCCAACUCGGUCAACGAAGACAUUGAAGUGUACAGCGACGAGACACGCUCGACUGUCGUCGGCACACUCCACGGUCUCCGUCAACAAUCUGAAAAAGAAACUGAAGAACCAUACAUUGCCAUCGGUGACUAUAUUGCACCCAAGUCAACUGGCAAAACCGACUAUAUCGGUUUGUUUGCAGUGUCUGCCGGUUUUGGACUCGACGCAUUGGUCGAACAAUACAACGCCCAAAACGACGAUUACUCAUCGAUUAUGGCCAAGGCUCUAGCCGAUCGUCUUGCCGAAGCUCUUGCCGAACACGUCCAUCUCGACGUACGUGUCAAGCACUGGGGUUACCAAGUCAACGAACAAUUGUCACCCGACGACUUGUUCAAGAUCAAGUACCGUGGUAUCCGUCCCGCUCCAGGUUACCCAGCUCAACCAGAUCACACUGAAAUGCAAACCAUCUGGAACAUCAUGAACGUCCAACAAGACACUGACAUUGAGUUGACAGAGUCUAUGGCCAUGUUGCCAGGUGCCGCCGUCUGCGGUCUCUACUUUGCUCACGAACACGCCAAAUACUUUUCAGUUGGAAAAAUUACCAAAGACCAAGUUGAAAGUUAUGCUAAACGUAAAGGUAUUUCAAUCAAUGAAGCUGAACGUUGGUUAAGUCCAAUUCUUUCUUAUGAUAGACAAUUCAAUUAA
Molecule: messenger RNA, 3615 nt
Organism: Cavenderia fasciculata
Lineage: Eukaryota; Evosea; Eumycetozoa; Acytosteliales; Cavenderiaceae
Gene: mtr
Product: cobalamin-dependent methionine synthase
Exons: 4
Coding region: 1-3615 (1204 amino acids)
Biological process (GO): pteridine-containing compound metabolic process
Molecular function (GO): methionine synthase activity; zinc ion binding; cobalamin binding
Source: RefSeq, a predicted model, not a curated record